Mucor velutinosus is the source of this 447-nucleotide messenger RNA. RefSeq lists its product as uncharacterized. The transcript has a single exon. Lineage: Eukaryota; Fungi; Mucoromycota; Mucoromycetes; Mucorales; Mucoraceae. The record is from RefSeq and is a predicted model, not a curated record. The coding region runs from base 1 to 447 and encodes 148 amino acids.
AUGUGCGAUACAAAUUGGUGUACCUUUUGUGAUAAUGCUAUCAGUCCUUACUCUGAUUCUCUCUACUGCUCAGAAGAUUGCCUUCGUCAAGACGCUUUAAUGCACCAUCCUAUGCUUGGCUAUGAUUACGCCGAAUUGGAAGGAUUUCCUCACAGCACUCAAAUGCCAUCGCUCGUAAGAAGAAAAUCAUCGAUCCCAACAUUGGCCGCCAACAGUAACAACAGCAGCACUGAUUUCAUUCAAUUGCAAAAGAUUCCAUCGCUCUCACCAUCCCUAUCGUCAUCGAUCUCAUCUUAUUCUUCAGUUCAUCCCUGUGAUACCAAUGCAGAUUUCAACAAAAGUAAUAGUGAUACCUACGCCGCUGCUUCUUACUUUCAUCCAAAGCCACGCAAAGUCUCCUCCAUCCCAUUCAUGGAACAGCUAAAUCAAGCAUUGCUUCAAUGCUAA